AUGCUUACAAAACCAGAUCCUGGACCAGAGUACGCGAAGCUCGUGGAGGCAUUCUCUUCGAAGAAAGUAGCCAGACUCCCUACAACAAUAUCACAAACAGUAGAUGCUGUUAUUAAAGAAUCCAAGUCCGCCUUCUAUUCUUCUCCACGGCCGAGAGAUCAGGAGAAGGGAUUAGAUGAGUUUGAGGUGGUGAAAUAUGGUUACCACUUCUUCAAAAUCUUCAAGGGGCUCAUUGUUGAUCUCAUUAGCCACAAUGAUCGAAAUGAGAGCAGAGAUUUUUUUCAUGAGAGAACUCCUGAAGACGCGCUUGAAGUGUUGGAGGUUGAACUCAACUUCAUCUACGAAGUUCUCUAUACCAAGUUCGUUGUGAUACAUGAUACAAUAGGAUACCUUUUGCGCUCUGUAAGCUCGCUUUCGGAUUUGGGGUCCCUUGGGGUCUUCUUUUUUGUAGACUGCAAGCAUGGUUUAGAUAAGUUUGAUAUUCGAGUUACCUACACCCUGCUGCUCGGUGCCUUGAGCCUGGAGGCAAUAGCACUCUUCAACCUCAUUUUUUCUGAUUGGACAACAGCUUUUAUCGGCAACAGGAUUACAAAUCCAAGUGUCCGGGCCAUCUUCAAAAAAUAUCUCAAAAUUAGAAGGUCAAUGUGGUCUCCACCCAAGGAUGAGCUGCUAAACACUAAUUCAAGUGUACUCUGGACCAUCUUCAAAAGAUUUCUCAAAUUUAGGAGUUCAAUGAGGUCUCCAAGCAAGGAUGAUGAGCUGCCUGGUACCGAGUCAAUAAGGACUACACCAGUAUUACUUCGCAGGUGGUCUGAAUCCGUGGCAGGAUUUAAUUUGAUAACAUACUGCCUCAAGGAACUUCCGAAAAAAUCCAAUGAAGAAAAUGCAGAUCAGUGCCUCCUUGGCAUUUUUAAGAAGACUACUCAUCAUUUGUUGCAUCAUAUACGCAAAUACUGCCACAAGGACCUUCCUAUACGGAGAUAUUGUCUCAAAUAUCCGGUCAUUGAUUGUUUGGGUGCUAAGGAUUUUCUAGAUGAGUGGAGAUAUGCGUCCAAAAACUACUUCACGAAAAAUCUAUGGGAAUUUAUCUUUGUCGAACUGCGGGAGAAAUCUAUAAAAGCAGAUACAGUAGAAAAUAUCAAGACGAUAAGUUCAGCUAGAAGUGCUUACGUUCUCGAAGAAUACAAAAUGAAGCACGGAGGGGAUCAAGUAGUACUUUUUGAAACACUUAAAAAAGAUUAUAUUGAAAAUGUUACCUAUGAUGAGAGCCUUCUGCUUUGGCACAUUGCUACUGAAAUCUGCUAUCAAGGAAGUCAAGUCGAUCACGAUUCAAAAGCUGUUGAUCAUUAUAAAUUCAUCAGUAAGCUCGUUUCAGAUUACAUGCUAUAUCUUUUAUUAAUGAAACCUACUAUGAUGUCUGCUGUGGCAGGUAUUGGGCAAAUUAGAUAUAGAGAUACAUGUGCUGAGGCUAAAAGAUUCUUUUUCAACAAGGGACUAGGACCAAACAAUAAGGAAAAGGAGGCUUGUGAAAACCUUAUUGGUGUGAAUACAGAUGUUAAACCUGUUCAUGUGAAGGGAGAUCGAAGCAAAUCUGUAUUGUUUGAUGCAUGCAUGCUGGCCAAAGAGCUGCAAAAAUUGCGGGAGGAGAAGAAAUGGGAUGUAAUCAGCAAAGUUUGGGUGGAGAUGUUGUCAUACGCGUCUAAACAUUGCCGACCAGAUGCUCAUGUGCAGCAACUAGGUAGAGGUGGACAGCUUAUCAAUCUUGUUUGGUUGCUGAUGGCUCAUUUUGCCCUGGUUGAGCAGUUCGUAUUCACUGCCGGUUUUGGCCCUGCAAAAUUGAUUGUGGAAAAGUAA
Molecule: messenger RNA, 1854 nt
Organism: Juglans regia (Persian walnut)
Lineage: Eukaryota; Viridiplantae; Streptophyta; Magnoliopsida; Fagales; Juglandaceae
Exons: 1
Coding region: 1-1854 (617 amino acids)
Source: RefSeq, a predicted model, not a curated record